CGCUCAGUUCUGGCUUCGACCACUGCCGGUACGGGCGAAGGCGCGUUUCGCUGCGAGUUGCGACGCCUGCACGGUCUGCGUGUUGUGCUCCCAACUUCCAGGCUAGCCGGCGGCGAGCGCUCACCACGCUGCCCGCGCGCCGGUGCACCGCGUGUCCUCGCAGAACUUCGUGAGCGAGCGCACACUCCAAAGGGCGCCAGUGGUGUUUUUUUUUUUUUUUGACCAGUUCGAAGGCGGACAAAAAAUAACCUGGACGACCCGUUCAAUGCGCGUGGGAAAGUGACAUAGUACUUGUCGGUGAAACCAGGAGUGCCACGCUGUGUACCGAAUACCGGGAUCACGACUUGGUGGCAUGGCAGUGGCCCUUCGAGCUUCACCGCGUUGACACUUUGGCCGGCGCACGUCGUCGUACUUGGAUCAAGUGGCACUGUCUUUCAUCACCUAACGGGGACCGGCGUCGAGAGCUACGCUGAGAUUGUUGUCGGAAAGGAUCGGGAGCCAUGGCGUUGCUUCGGCGUGCCGAAGGCUGCGGCACGCUAGACGGCUGCGGCCCGGAGGCGUCGGUCGCGAGGCCCCGCCCGGCUCCCUGAGCCCGGCGGUCGUCGUGCCAUGCGGCAGCAGUGCCAGCGUUGGCGGCGGCCAGGAUGGCCCACUGCCUGCAGGAUUCCGGCUGCCCGACGACUGUUAGCUCGGAAAGGAUGGUGGGCCAUAUUGAUGGGCGUCGCCUUCUUGGGAUGUCCGUCCGCGGCAAAGCCUGACGGUGAUCUUUGCAGGUGGAUGAACGGGCGCAAGUACUACGUCGCUCUGGGUGAAAUAGGCAGCAUCAACGCCAUCAACGUUACAACGGAUGGUGCCGGUGCCAACUCGAGCGGUGGUGACCGCGACCCGAACCAACCGAGGAUCCCGCAGCGGUGCAGCGUGGAACUCAUCACUUGCCCGAGCUGCCACAUCGUCGUGUCCAUACUGUACAUCAACAUACCCACUUGUUCGAGCGAUGGAUCUUGCCAGUGCGACUACGUGUGGGUUAAAGAACCAACAGUUGGGAAGUCUGGCCAAGAAUUCUGCGGCAUCAGGUCCAACCACACGAUCCAGAAGUACGAGUCCAAGACCAAGCUAGUCUCCAUAGACUUCCUGUACAGCUACUCGUACGCCGACGCCUUCAGCAUAGAAUUCACCGCGAUCGGUAACUUCUACGUACACGUUGGACAAGUGGACUACCAGCACAAGGGCGGCGCCUCAGGUUUCCUGGAGUCGCCACACUUUCCGGUCGGUUACCCGAGCGACUACAGCGUAGAGCACACGUUGCGCAACUUGGAUAGCCGUGGAUUCGUCCAGCUCGUCUUCACGGACUUCCAGCUCUCACCAUGGUCCUACGUCGAGCUGCUCGACGGCAACGGUUCGCGCGUGGACGUGUACAACGGCAACACCUUUCGACCACCCAUCGCCACUUCUGACGGGCCGGUCAUGGUGCUGCGCUUCCGCGCCAACGACGAGUACCCCGACUUGGGCUUUCGAGCGAAGUACACGUUCGUCAACUAUCCUGAAAAGUACUGGUUUAACAAGCCUUCAACAGACUGUGGUGGUGUUGUGGAAGACCUUGGUGGCGCAAUUACCAUGAUGAACAUGGCAAAUCCUGGAUAUACACGCAACUUUGACUGUAUUUGGCUUCUUCGUCCUGGGACCACCUUUGCCUAUGAAACACACAUUUCAGUGCGAGUUGCCCAAUUUGAAGAAAUGGGCCCAGAUUCAAGCUUGGAGAUUCGACAAGGUCUCACAUCUGUCUCUUUACUGCUUGAAUCUCUAACGGGCCAGCAAAGCCACAAGGCACCACAAGGCCAGGAGUACAUAAUUUCAGCUACCAUCGGUUUCUACAUACGGCUCCAAGGCAGCUUCAGCAACAAGUCACGUUUGGCAAUUGUUUACUCAGUAUUUAGUUAUGAAAGAUUACAGUGCCAAUCUUCUGGAGAUUUUGAAUGUGGAAAUGGAAGGUGCAUGAAAUCUAUCUUGCACUGUGAUGGGUUCAACCACUGCGGUGAUGGUUCUGACGAGUCUGCUUGUUAUGCAGUGCCUGGUUCAGGAGGCCACCUGACGCCCAGGGACAGCAACUGGUGGCGCAGUCUGACGCCGAACUACUACUUCCCUAAGCAAGAAAGCUCGGCAGCUGCUGGAACCAACACUCUCAUCUUAAUCACCAGCCUCGCAGGACUGGGCAUGUUUGUUCUCACCACCGUUAUGAUCCUGGUCAAGCUACACAAACAGCGUAGGCUUGAAGUGGUGGGCAGGGAUGCCCUACGAACCAUCAGCGCAGACGUUGACAGUGACACAGGGUCUAUCGGUCAUGGAAGGCACCCUUUUGGCCUCAAUGAGCCUCCACUUUACGACCCACCACCAUCCUAUGAAGAUGUGAUCAAGUUCUACAUGCCACCACCCCCAGCUUACAAUGCAAUUGUCCAAGUUCGUUCUGCAGCUACCAUCAGCUCAAACCCUAACCCUAGCCACCACAGUGCAAGCGCGAGUGCCCCCUCUCAUCGCCUGGGAGGUGUCGAGAAUGCAGCCUAUAUACCGGAUGAGCUGCAGAGCUCCUCUCGACAGGGAAGCAGCUCCUCAAGUGACCGGCGGCGGUCAUCCUCUUCCUCCAAGGCAACUCACCUGCUCAGAGUUAUCCUGCCCCCUGUGACCGUGUUUGAACGUGGUCCCCAGCGUAGACACAAGUCAACAUCUGUCGAUCCUAAGCAACUGGGCUUGCGUUGCGAGCCUUCUAGUCGUGGCCAGUCAUCCCGGCAUCGGCACGGAUCAGUCCCAGCAGGACACAGCAGUGGCAGCAGCAGUGGAAGCAGCAGCCUGCUUGCAAGUGGUGGCCUCAUGCACACACUUCUUGAUCGACGUGCACCUACGACCAGUGCCGAGUCACAUGGCAGUCUCUCUAGUCCAGCAAGGGACCAGGCGAGUCCCAAGUCUCCAUCUCAGGCACAAUGCCAGUGUGCAGGGGCAUGCUCCUGUGCAACUCCUUCAAGGACAAAAGCACGCUACCUGCUGAACUCAACUGGCAAGUAUCGACACCUCAGUCGUGGCAAUGGCAAUACGCCAGCCACAAUCCUGGAGCCAGCUGUACGGUCGCCUGAGAAAUCAGCAGCAAAAAUAGACCCUGCACACUGCAGCAGUGACAGAGCUGCAUCUGAAUCCACCGCAAAGGCUUGGGUUAAUCCACCACUUGAAUCACUGAAGACAAACCAGCCGCAAAGUCCAAGACGUCCCACUUUCAGCAAUUCAGCUUCUAAACAACCAAGCGCUGAUUUGCAAGCAACUGAAAUGACCAUCUCAAAGGACACACAGCCACUUCUAAGGAGAACUUCAUCACUGCCAGAGUUGGCAGCAGUGUUGCCAGCACGUUUAAGAGUGAUGCCUCUUGAGGCAAUGUCAGCAGUUGGGCAGAACUCUGCUACACAAUGUGAAGGAGUGGACUCGCCAAAGAUGAUGAUCAUAGAGUCAACCCCACAGUAAGUGUGCACUGUAACAUAAAGCUAAAAAAAAAGUGUUCCUAUGUUAAAACAUAGUGUACGAGUGCAUGUGUACCAUCCCGAAGUUUUUUCUGCUUCUGUGUGAAUGUUAACUUCACCUGGUUAGCGAUGGAAAUACAGCCAAGGCCCUUGCAGCAAGAACACUAUAUUAUGACUUGCUGGUGUCAUAACUGAUGUCGCCCCAUAGAAGAGAUAUGAAUGUCUGUGUGUUUUAGUUUAGGUGUAUGUACUGCCAACAAGAAAAGUAUUAUGGUGUGACAUCCCUCUUGAAAUAUGUUUAGCAUACCGUGUUGAACAAUUACUUCAGUGUAAUCCUGUCAUACCCAUAAGUACUCUCUAAUGUGUGAAAUUUGGAUCUCCUAGUAUUCAAAACUACUGGCAUAAUCAUAAAAAGCUCUGUAAAAUAACAUUUUUGGAAUUUAUGAGAGGGAUGCAUAUAUAUCUGCACAGCCAGCUCCCUUCCCUCUCUGGUCAUUGUAAGGAGUUUAGUUGUGCAUAGAAAGUUUUAGUUUAGAAAGUUUUAGCUGUAAACAGUGGCAUCUUGAGCCUAUACAGUGGACAGCGUAUUGAAGCCAUCUUCUCUUUUCUUGUCCUAUAGUAUUAUGUUACUGUAAGAGUAGGUAAUCUAUCACAAAGAAAACACUUAUUUAAAUAAUGAGCUGCCCUAAACCAAUCAAAAUUUAAAAAGAAUGACCUAAAAUAUUUUUAAAGAUGCCACAAUUGUUUUUUCUGUGUAAUGCGUACUACAAGACAAUUUGCGGCUACACAGCAAUUCACAAGGACUUACUUCUUGGUGGUUUACUGCUGUGCAAAGAUUGAAAGAUGCACCAAUAAACUAAUAAAUGAUAUCACA
Dermacentor albipictus is the source of this 4371-nucleotide messenger RNA. RefSeq names its product CUB and LDLa domain (gene Culd). Lineage: Eukaryota; Metazoa; Arthropoda; Arachnida; Ixodida; Ixodidae. The record is from RefSeq and is a predicted model, not a curated record. Gene Ontology annotation, biological process: acrosome reaction. Gene Ontology annotation, molecular function: protein binding; serine-type endopeptidase activity.